Molecule: messenger RNA, 6285 nt
Organism: Scophthalmus maximus (turbot)
Lineage: Eukaryota; Metazoa; Chordata; Actinopteri; Pleuronectiformes; Scophthalmidae
Product: mediator of RNA polymerase II transcription subunit 1.1
Exons: 6
Coding region: 3070-5094 (674 amino acids)
Biological process (GO): negative regulation of transcription by RNA polymerase II; nervous system development
Cellular component (GO): nucleus
Molecular function (GO): protein binding; RNA binding
Source: RefSeq, a predicted model, not a curated record
UAUAUAUAUAUAGCUUUUUUUAAAUUGUCAUUUAAAAAUUGCCAUACUUUAAAGACAUCAUCAAAAUGUUAAGGGGUAAUCCUCGAGACCUCGUCAAUGUAACUAUAAUCUACAUACACAUUUUUCAAAUGUAAUCUGAUUACAGAAUCCAAAAUACAUGUAAUCCGUUACUACCCAACCCUGCCUGUUAAAAUAUAUAAACAUCAACUAUACAUUUUAUGUUUCUUCUCCAAGGAACGUAUUUUGUGGGUCACGUCCAUUGUUAGAGUUUCAAACAAAAUAAACAGUGAUUCAAUCUGUGAAUGCUGACACAUCCAAUGCCUUUAUGACGUGGGAAAUUAUUUGAUCCGUAUAUUUAAAAUACAUGUGAAAUGAUUUGUCGGCAGUAUUGUGAUAAAAAAGAGAAGAAGAGAAGAAGAAGAGAAAUGUGUCAAUAUGUCACAAAUGGUUUUAUUAUUUAUGCCUCAGAUUGUCUCCCUGGGAUUGUGUGUGUGUGUGUGUGUGUGUGUAAUGGAUCAUGUUCACACAAAUGAAAGAGCAUUUAGAUCAGAGCGUGCGCGUGCGCGUGUGUGUGCGCGUGUGUGUGCGCGUGUGUGUGUGAGAGAAUGUAUGUAUGAGUAUGUGAGUCACGCACCACUAUCCAGUCCCCUGGGCUUUGAGUUCUGAUGCCCAUCUUUCUACUGCAAACUGAACCCGCUGAACCUUCUGCUGUUUACACUCUCCCCCUCCUCCCGCUCGCUCGCGCUCUCUCUCUCUCUAUUUAUCUCUCUCACACUCUCUCAUGCUCAUCUAUCAUCCCUCCUCAUCUAUUCGUCUCUCUCUCUCACUCUCUCUCGUUUCCUCUCUCCAUCUCCCUCCAGCUCCCUACAGUGCAUCUCUCACGCUCCCUCGUGUUCUUCUCCGUCUUUUUUCUCACUCGUCACCUUCCUCUUGUCUCUGUGAACCCCUGCAGAUCAACACUUACUCAGACUUUAACUCUUCGCGGUGCAGACAAACGCACGCGCACACACACACGCACACACACACACACACACACUCAGGGGUGCGUGUGGUCAGAGAGACUAGAUGCCAUCAGAAGGAAAAGGAUGUUGGUGCCUCCAUCAGAUAUUGAAGCACUGUACUUGAGAUGGAGCCCAAGAUGGAAUCGCCAUCGUUUUCGUCCUCAUUCUCUCGAACCACCUUCACAUCCUCAUCUCCAUCCUCAUGGCUGUGCUUCACACGCACACACGCACGCACGCGCACACACACAGACACACACACACACACACACUCUGUGGCCACACUGAGCCUCUUCUGUCCAACAGCAGACUGUUAACAAUGUGGCUCUUUUAUCUCUGCAUUUCUGUGUCAGCAAACGUCCUGUUUUUCAUGAAUGUGUGUGUGUGUGCGUGUGUGUGUGUGUGUGUGUGAGUAAGUAGUGAAGGUGCAGGAGAAGGGGGGGGGGGGCGCCACUCGUGUCAGCUCUUCCAGAACAUGUGAGGCGUUGUUUCCGAGGCUCCGCUCGACGAACCCCCCCCCACAAACGGCAACGUCAAACUUCACCGCCCAACUUCUAAAGUGCUUUACUCACAGCGAGUGAGCGAGCGAAUGUGCGUGCUGGACACAGCUUUAUCGAGCUGUGUAGACGAGGGGUCACCGCAGGUCACCGCUCAGUUUCCAUGGGAACGCGGACCAACGAGGAGACGAAAUCCUCCUGAGUGACACCUCGGCUGAGUUGCACGUCGAGUGUGCGAAGCGAGACAAAGCAUAGGUGCCACCCUCCGUGUGUGUGUGUGUGUGUGUGAGCGCGCGUGUGUGUGUGAGCGCGCGCAUGUGUCGGUGUCCGCCGGGUUGGAUCGGAGGCGAUCUGUUAUAGUGACAGAGCAGCAAGUAUUUUUAUCCCGAGAGAAAGGACAAACAAUAAUGAAGAGGAAAGACACAGAGAGACGACAAGAGGACGAGUAAAGGAGACAGAGAGAGGCAGACGUGACAGACGUGCGGCGGGAGCGGGAUGUAUUUGACUGAUGACGUCGUCACCCUGGACGUCUCCACACCUCAACUGUUUCACAACCGGACGUGUGAGAGGAAAGCACAUGACGCGCAAGUGAUUUAACUAAGGAGAAAAAGAAAAAAAAGAGAACUGACUCAUUUGGUACUGUGAUGAACUUCUCGGUAUUUUCACAUUACACUGAAUGAAAUAGGUUCAUCUGUGUCCAGGCGAGAGCACAGCCCCCCCCCCCCCAACAUCAUCAACAUCCCCACGUGCGCUGCGAUUGGCCGACGGGCUAAGAGGCUGAGGUGGAGCAGCAAAUGGGCACGAGCCGCGGGGGCGGGGCUAUCCUGCAUGCAGCUCGAGGGAGGUUAAUGAGUGAAGGCGCUGGGCCAACGGCCAAACAUGAGCAGCAAUGCUAAGGCUCCCACAAUGAGCCUGACUGUAUUACCACUGAGCUCUGUCUAAUUAUACACUCCUCCCUGAGAGAGAGCGAGAGAGAGAGGGGGGGGGGGAGGAAGAGAGAGAGAGAGAGAGAGCAUAUCAGACAGGGGGGAAAGAAAAAGUUAUCAAGUGUCACUGUGUCACAGAGACUUGACUGUAGAGUGAAGUUGUAAUUGAGGUAGAAGGUGAGCGUCAGUCAGAGUGAAGGGGAGAGAGAGAGAGAGAGGGAGGAGAGGAAGGGGGGUUGGAAAGAUCAUGCAAGCUGGGUAGAGAGACGAGAGCACACAGCGGGGACGGAGAGAGAGAGAGAGAGAGUAGAGAGGCGUUAAGAGAGUGAGAAGGAGGAGAGGCAGGAAUAGGAUGGAGGGAGGGAGCGAAGGCUGAGCAGAGGAGAGGAGAGGAGAGACUCCACUCUCAAAACUGGAUUUUCCUCCGAGCUGCCGCCGCCGCUGCUGCCGCCGCCGCCUGAUCCAAUGAGUAAACUCUGCACCCGGCGAGGUGAGCGCUGCUUCAGUACGAGACAAUCCACGGCAAUCGCACAGUGAUGCUGAGUAGCAGCCCUCCACUCUGUCUGCGCCCCUCGUUCUCCCGCGAGGCCCAUGUGACCUAGCCCACACCCACACACCGGGGGCCCCCGCUGCCGCUGGAGCCCACCCAUGAAUCCCAGCCCCGACCGUGGCAAAGAGUGCCUCCCUCCCAAGAAGAGGGAGUCCCGGCAAGGAUCGGUGGAGCACCACAUCACCUUGGACGAGUUCAAACCCCCCGUGCCGCUCCGGAGUCGGCCCAGCGCAGGGAGAGGGGACGGGGGCAGGGAGGCCCUGGACCGGGAGCGGGCUCUGACCGAUCCGAACCCCCACCUCCUCCACACGCCCCCGUCCCUCCCUGCUCCUGCACCAUGCCUCCCCCUGUCCCUCCCGUGGCACCUGAGCUACUCCCCGUCCGUCUCCCACCCUCUCUUCCCUGGGCAGGUCGCCGAGCGGAGGGGCUCAGGCUCUCCCGUCUGGAGAGAUGACCCUCUCUCCUCGCCGCUGCCCCACUCCUCCAGGUGGCUUAGAGGGGACUCCUCCCUCUCCUUGCCACCUUCGUCAUCUUCACCCUCGGCCUCCUCCUUUAAGACUCCCUUCCCGGCCGACUCCAGGGAGAUGUGGCCCUAUGUCAACAGCGGCCGGCGCGACUACAGCUCCUCUCUCUUCUCCCCGUCGUACCUGUUUGGCCCCCACUCUCUCUACCCGCAAGACCCGAGCUUAGUGGAGGCCAGACACAGGUACCUGGGCAAGAGGCCCAAUGGCCUGGAUGGGCUGGGCAGCAGGACUGUCUCAGCCCCCAGGCCCCUGCUCACAGGAGAAUACGUGAACGAUGGCAGCAGAGCCAGGGUGGACUUCGGUCCGCACAGCUCCCACACCAACGGGGGGCGGAGACAUCAGGAGGAUCCGACGUCCCGUGGGACGUAUUUGUCAGACGCUCAAACUCAGGAGGACCCUGAGCCACAUUCCUCGCUGCAGGACAGACACCCACAUGGUCUGGUCAAGACGGGCUCCAAUCUACUCUCCACCAGUCCCCAUCCCCUCGUACCGGACCCCAGGGCGGGUAGAGGGGGGCCAUUGGACCCCAUGGGGGCCACACCAGCUGAAGCCCACAUCUACUACUCUCUGGGAUCAGGGUGCCACCCGAGCCCUCAGCCCUACCCCCCCUAUAGCCCCUCAGGGACACCUUUGUACAGCCUGCACAGGGAGCCGGGCCCCAGGCAGCACAGUCUGAGGAACUCGCCUCACUCACCGCUGGGUCCGAGUAACAGCCAUGACAGGUCACACCGAGACCAAGAGAGGGACAGAGAAAAGGUCGCGCUCAGGGACAAGGAUCGGGGGAAAGACAAAGAAAAGCACUCGCAGCGAGACGAAGACCAAGAAAGAGGCCGAGAGCGCGAGAGGCGACGGGACAGAGAGAGAGAGUCGUCCCCUUCCUCCUUUCACAGCUCACCCCCUGCCCCCCACCCGUCGCCCCCCGCGCUCCUACCUCACUUCACCAAGGGUUCCCUGAUCGAGCUGGCCAGCGGGCGGCUGAAGCGGGUGGAGGAGCUGCGGACCGACGACUUCCUGAGGAGCGCCGACUCCUCCUCCGAGUUCCACCUCAGCAGCUGCACCGUGCUCCUGAUCUCGCCCAGCAGCGCUCAGGGCUUCAGCCACCUGCAGGUCCACCUCACGGACCGCAACACUCAGGAGAUACUGAAGGUCUUGGCGGAGUACCCAUUCUUUGUGCAGGACCGGGGCUGGUCUUCUUGCUGUCCGCAGAGAACCACGCAGCUGUACGGCCUGCCCUGCCGCCAGCUCACGGAGGGCGACGUCUGCCUGGCCCUCACGCCAAAGCCCGCCCAAUCCCACCGGACACUGGCGCGCUCCGGCUCUCGGGCACAUCGCGUGCAACCUCCCGCCAGGGCUGCGGCCGAGUCCGGCGGCUCGCACAGGGAGGAGAUGCCACCUCCUCCUCCCCCUCCCCCUCUUCCUCACCACCCACACCCGGCCGCCCCGGCUCCCCCUCGCACUCUGGCCGCGGAUCCUCCCGCACGAGAGCAACCGCGGCCGCGCAAGCGCCGCUGGUCUGCCCCGGACGCCCUUGCCUCAACCGCAACUGACGAGAGCCUCCUUGAUUUACCUCAUGGAUCCAAACUAAUGAAGUGGCAGUAGAAACUUACAUACACAUGCACGCACACACACACGAGAACAUAUACACCCUCCUUGUCUCUGUUGCACCUAUAUGAAGACAAACAAUGGGGAGACCUCAAGGCAGGGUUGCAGGGAAGGAAUAAAAAGACUUGUAAUAGAAAUGUUGCGGGUGUCCGCGCUGCUGGAGCGGCGGCGGCGGCCGAACGAUCCGCAGGACGUUCAAUCCGUAACAGAUGCACUGAAGACAAUUAGUGAGACAAUCAAGCACUCGUCUGUGUUCACUCUGUUUUUUGUAAACGAUUGUCGCGCACACACACGCACACACACACACACACACACACACACCAACUUACUGACAAGUGUUUUUCUGCAGGGUAUCAACUUUCAGUCAGUGUUCAGGAAGUAAACGCUAUUGAAGAAGUGGCAGAUAUACACACAAACAAAUUUGACUAUAUAUAUAUAUAUAUAUAUUACAGAUGUUAUAUACAGUAAAUAUGCUAAAACAGAUUUAAUGCAAUCUCUCUGUCAAUUUCCCGAUGCGUCAUCUUUUCCUUUUGUUGCUGUUUUUCUCGCUUCCGAGCCGACUGUCUGCGUGUCGGCUCGGGCGAGGUGAAUGUACGAGCAAAUCUCUGCGCCUUUUUUUAUUUUUCAUCAUAAUUAUUAUUAUUAUUAUUAUUCUCAUCACCGGGAGUCGUUUCAAACAAUCGUUCGUCAAGGCAUUACCCUCCAAUAUGUUCUUAACAUUAUCUCUGAGGAAAGGGGAGAACACUAACGGAAAGAAAAACAUUUGCGUAACAAGACAAUCCCGCCCACGCAGACAGGUCUGUGCCACAUCGCCUUGACACUCUAGUGUUUUUACAUCAUAAAGAUGAAUGAUUGAAUAAAAAGAAGAGUAAUGGUGCUAAUAACACGUUGGAACAUGAUGCUUUGUGUAAAACUCUUGACCCCCCCCCCUGUACGCUUCUGUCCAAUCUCACGUUUAUGCACUGUUUAUGUUUGAGGGCAGGGAAAAUGAUGAAAGUAUUUUAAAAACUCAAGAUACGGGUAUCUCCUUUUGAUUCAGCACACUCUCUCACUUUAGUUUUUUGUUUUUUUUUUCUUUUUAAAUGUUAUAGCUACAGAAAUAUAUGUAUAUUUUUUAAAUAAAUUGUGAAUCUGUUGAUAUGAUGUCCGCUAGAAAUAAAGGGGGGAAAAAAAGCUUUAUAGAUUUAA